AUGGCUUCUUACGCCGUCCUGGGGGCCACUGGCAACACUGGCCAAGCCUUGAUCAACAUCCUGCUUCAAUCCCCAGAGAAGAAGAUUCACGCUUACUGCCGCUCCAAGCAAAAGCUCCUUCGCCUCACACCACAGCUAGCCGACAACAAGAACGUCAAAGUCUCCGAAGGAAGCCUCAAUGAUACGUCCAUCAUCGCAGACUGCAUCCGCGGCACCCGGGCGGUCUUCCUCGCAGUUGCGGUGCCCGACAACAUGCCUGGCAUGACCAUCGCCCAAGACACUGCUAGAGUCACGGUCGGCGCUCUGCAAAGUAUCAGAGCAGGAAACGAGAAAGCUGUCUUGCCCAAGGUUAUCGUGCUCUCUUCUGCCAAACUCGACGACAAUCUUUGCCAAAACAUGCCUCACGCGAUGAAAGUCCUCGUCAAACUCGCCACCUCCAACCAAUGCGCAGAUCUGGAAGAGUCGCAGCGCAUCCUCACCGCCGAGCGGCAUUGGAUCUCUUCAACGUUCAUGAUGCCAGGGGGUCUGGUCCAAGAUGCACAGAAGGGACAUGCACUCUCGCUCGAGACCGAGAAGACACCGCUUUCUUACCUGGACCUUGCGGCAGGGAUGGUGGAGGUCGCGGACAGCGGGGAUGAGUACCACAUGAAGAAUGUCAGUGUAAUUCCUACAGGGACUGGCGUUAAGUUCCCUUAUGAGAGUCUGCUGGAGGUGGUGAAGGGGUUGCUUGCGCAUUACUUUCCUUGGACUUAUCGCUAUACUGGUGCUAUGCCAAUGCCGGUUUUGCCGCAAAAGAGGGUGUAA
Molecule: messenger RNA, 804 nt
Organism: Fulvia fulva
Lineage: Eukaryota; Fungi; Ascomycota; Dothideomycetes; Mycosphaerellales; Mycosphaerellaceae
Product: Oxidoreductase ordB
Exons: 1
Coding region: 1-804 (267 amino acids)
Source: RefSeq, a predicted model, not a curated record